Messenger RNA from Danio aesculapii, 1396 nucleotides. It is a transcript of the gene mnx1, whose product is annotated as motor neuron and pancreas homeobox 1. Gene Ontology annotation, cellular component: nucleus. The record is from RefSeq and is a predicted model, not a curated record. The transcript is spliced from 3 exons. Gene Ontology annotation, biological process: endocrine pancreas development; spinal cord motor neuron cell fate specification; regulation of DNA-templated transcription. Gene Ontology annotation, molecular function: sequence-specific double-stranded DNA binding; DNA-binding transcription factor activity, RNA polymerase II-specific. The coding region runs from base 72 to 1013 and encodes 313 amino acids. Lineage: Eukaryota; Metazoa; Chordata; Actinopteri; Cypriniformes; Danionidae.
GGAGCGGUGACACUCCUGACAGCCUUUUAAAGUUGCGACCGACGCGUUAAUUUGUUUGUGAGGUGGGCCAGAUGGAGAAAUCUAAAAACUUUCGGAUCGACGCGCUUCUGGCUGUCGAUCCACCAAAAGUGCAGACCUCGCCGCUGGCGCUGGUCACCUCCCUGCCCACCUCGUCCAUAUCCUCCUCCUCCGACAGCGUCCAGGCGGUGGAGCUGACCACGAACUCCGACGCACUCCGGACAGAGUCUCCCUCGCCACCCAGGAUAUCGUCUUGCGGCUUGAUUCCCAAACCGGGUUUUCUGAACUCUCCACAUUCGGGCAUGCUCGGACUACACCCUCAGAGCAGCACCGGGAUUCCUCCUCAGGCUCUCUACGGUCACCCAAUGUACACGUAUUCAGCAGCAGCGCUCGGUCAGCACCCGGCGCUCUCGUACUCAUACCCGCACGGGUCCCACCAUCAUCACCAUCCCAGCGACCCCCUCAAACUCACAGCCAGCUCCUUUCAGCUCGACCACUGGCUGAGGGUCUCCACCGCCGGGAUGAUGCUGCCUAAAAUGGCAGAUUUCAAUGGCCAGGCGCAGUCAAACUUACUCGGCAAGUGCAGAAGACCAAGAACUGCGUUCACAAGCCAACAGCUCCUUGAACUUGAGCAUCAGUUUAAGCUGAAUAAAUAUCUAUCGAGACCAAAACGAUUUGAAGUGGCCACGUCAUUGAUGCUAACAGAGACGCAGGUGAAAAUCUGGUUUCAGAACAGGCGCAUGAAAUGGAAGCGCAGUAAAAAGGCUAAAGAACAAGCCGCACAAGAGGCCGAAAAGCAAAAGGGUAAAGGAAACCACGACAAAAUGGACGGACUGGAAAAGGACUACCAGAAGGUAGAUUCAGGGAAAAGUAACAGAAUACGGGACUUUAGGGACAGUGACGACGAAGAAGGAGAAAACUACAUGCUAAAUUCAUCUGAUUGUUCCUCUGAGGAUGAACGAACCAAUGCCAGUGACAUAAGUCCACAACCAUGAGACUUCAUAAAAACGAAAGACUCUGAGUAAAUUCUGUGAUUUGCAUGUAUCAUCAGUUUGCAGUCAUUAUGGAAAUGCCGAGGUGAACGUCCACAUGAGCUGUUUGUACACAUACAAACAUUGACUAGAUACUAUUCCUGAAGAGCAUGUGGUAAAAUUGCAUAACAUCAGGUAAAGGAUGAGUAAAGGCCUAUCAAUAAUUAACAUCAUUAAGAUGUUCCUAUUCAUAACCACUGCGUGUUCAUUUCUGAAUUAAAAUAGGAUGAAAAAAAGGCAUUUCCUCUACAACCAGAACCAUAUGUGAUCUGUUUAUUUUUAUACAAUGUAUUUAUAACUAAAUCGCUUUUAAAAUGCAUGUAAAUUAUUGUUUAGGUCUAUCAGUU